Messenger RNA from Dendroctonus ponderosae (mountain pine beetle), 728 nucleotides. Its product is annotated as alpha-crystallin B chain. The coding region runs from base 113 to 595 and encodes 160 amino acids. Lineage: Eukaryota; Metazoa; Arthropoda; Insecta; Coleoptera; Curculionidae. Gene Ontology annotation, biological process: protein refolding; response to heat. The record is from RefSeq and is a predicted model, not a curated record. Gene Ontology annotation, molecular function: protein folding chaperone. The transcript has a single exon.
GGGAUGGCGAAUGCCGUCAGUUUAAUCAUCGCUUUGAAAGCUGCCACAGCUGAAAUAAACGCGCCGACAUUAAACGCUCUUUAAACGAUUCUUGUGGAAAUUUCUAGUGAAAAUGUCCAGACUAGUGCCAAUUUUGUUCAGGGACAUGAUGCGCCCUUGGAGACAGUUGGAGAACGAGAUGCAAAUGAUCGAGCAGAGAUUCUUCGAUCGGUCGCCUUUCGUCAACAGACCGAGCUACUUCUUCAAAUACCCCGAAUCUGAACAGGCGGCAGUUGCCCAGUUGAAGGACAAGUUCCAAGUGAAACUCGAUGUGGAGGGCUUCAAGCCGGAAGAACUGAAAGUGAAAACUCUGACCGAUGAAAAUGCCAUUGAAAUCGAGGGAAAACAUGAGGAGCGCGAGGACGAUCAUGGCUUCAUUUCCCGACAGUUCCUGCGGAGGUUCGUCCUGCCCAAAGGACACGACUUGAAAGGGGUGGUGUCCAAUUUGAGCGAGGACGGCGUUCUAACAGUCACCGCCCCAAGAAAGCCCCAGGAAAUUUCGCAGGGGAAACCCAUCCAGGUGGAGCACAUCGGGGACGGAAAAGACAAACAGUAGUUUCCCACCAAAGCAUUUUAUUAGUAUUUACUGUUCCUCGAAUCUAGACUGAAUCCCUAAACUAAGCUACUUGUUUUUGUGUUAGCUGGUGAAAUGUUGCGCAAUAUGCAAUAGAAAUAAAGAAUGAAAGUUA